GAGUGUGAUUCGCGGCUGGUUCGUGCUCAGCAGCAAUCAAGCUAUAUAUGUAUCAUAGCUCUCCGCACCAUCGAUCCGUUUCACACAGGUCAGAAACACGGUUAGCUGAUGGUGAGCAUCACCCGCCGCCGUCGCGCGACCACUCAGAUUCGUCGCUUGAGCAACUCAGGCGCAGUAGCGUCCUCUCGAUCUACUCAACAUUACUCUCUCACCACCACGACCCCACAUUCGAUCGUGACUCGGGACCAUCAUGAGACCACUGAGUGACUAUGACUUUGAUGCCCGAGCAGCGCGCAGCAGCCGCACAGACUCUC
This is a messenger RNA of Ceraceosorus guamensis, 314 nucleotides long. RefSeq lists its product as hypothetical. NCBI's taxonomy places the organism in Eukaryota, Fungi, Basidiomycota, Exobasidiomycetes, Ceraceosorales, Ceraceosoraceae. The coding region runs from base 48 to 254 and encodes 68 amino acids. The record is from RefSeq and is a predicted model, not a curated record. The transcript has a single exon.